AUGGCUUGGACAGUUCCUCAGGUCGUUCUCUUCGGAGACUCUUUGUUCCAACAAUGCUCAGAUAUCCAGGACGGCUUCUCUUUCCAAGCUGCUCUCCAGUCUGAUUUCAUUCGACGUUUGGAUAUUGUGAACCGGGGAUACUCGGGUUUCAACACCGACAUCGCUCUGAGAUAUCUCCCUGAAAUCUUCCCGGAACGAACAGCCUCAUCACCUAAGAUGGACUAUCUGGUUCUCCUGUUUGGCGCAAAUGAUGCUGUGCUUCCUGGCGCUAUCACCAAGCAGCAUGUUCCUAUAGAUCGGUACAAGGAAAACCUCACCAAGAUCAUCAACCACCCGCGCAUCGCUGCUCACAAGCCCCAGAUUCUGCUAGUGACGCCCCCUCCCCUGGAUGAGAUCAAGACGACCCCUCGAUCCAUCGAGAAUGGCCACCAAGGAGCAGUUCGCAAGUCGGCCAUUAGCGCUGCCUACUCCGAGGUGGCUCGUGAGGUCGCGCGAGAGAAUCCUGGGGUUAUUCUGGUUGACCUUUGGAAGGCCCAGAUGGACAAGGCCAUCUCCCUCACUCCUGACGAUUACACCCCUGGUGGACCAUGGCUAGGCGACCCUGAGAACGGUAAGCAGGGUGGCCUGGAUACUCUCCUUCACGACGGGCUCCAUAUGAGCGGAUCUGGUUAUCAGGUAUUCUAUGAGAGCCUUAAGCCAUUUAUCGGUAAGGAGUGGCACGGCCUCGCGGACGAUGAUCGCAAAGGGUUUGUGAUACCAGAUUGGCGAGAACUGCUGGAGCUCAAGCCCAAUCUGAACACUGGCGAUUAG
Fusarium mangiferae is the source of this 810-nucleotide messenger RNA. RefSeq lists its product as uncharacterized. Bases 1 to 810 code for a protein of 269 amino acids. NCBI's taxonomy places the organism in Eukaryota, Fungi, Ascomycota, Sordariomycetes, Hypocreales, Nectriaceae. The transcript is spliced from 4 exons. The record is from RefSeq and is a predicted model, not a curated record.